GAGUUCUAUCCACUAGUUGCGAGCGAUGUCAGUAAACCUCGUUCCCGCAACAAGCUGACUCGCAGAUCGAUUUGCUUACAAAACCUUCCCGCGUCGCAGUUGCUUUGUUUCAACGAAAAAGCAUACGAAAAGAAGAAACCUUCAAAAAGCUUGCCGCCCCCACCAUUUUUGUGCUGCUCUCUUGGAAUCAGGCGCUCCCAUUGUCACAAUACCAUGACGCCUACCGGUGACGAAGCCGAAGUCCUGCGCCGUUUGGCAAAAACGAUCAAUGGAUUCCUAUCCCGACCGGAUUCUGGUCCAUUUCAGGAGCCGGUGGACUGGCGGGGUCUGGAGCUCUGGGACUAUCCCGAGAUUGUGCCCAACAUGAUGGACUUGGGGACGGUCAAGCGCAAGCUCGACCGGGAACAGUACGAAACUGCUUACGCUUGUGCCAGCGAUGUACGACUGGUUUGGAACAACUGCAUGGCCUACAAUGCGGAAGGCUCCGAUUUUUGGCUGCUGGCCAAGGCAUACAGCAAGCGAUUCGAAGAUCGCUACCGAAAACUCAAGGCCGAAUUCAAAAUAGUCGAGGAGGAAACAGAAGAGGAGGAUCAAGAAGU
This is a messenger RNA of Phaeodactylum tricornutum CCAP 1055/1, 599 nucleotides long. RefSeq lists its product with no specific name. Gene Ontology annotation, biological process: chromatin remodeling; regulation of DNA-templated transcription. The transcript is spliced from 2 exons. Lineage: Eukaryota; Bacillariophyta; Bacillariophyceae; Surirellales; Neidiaceae. The annotation marks the transcript as partial. The record is from RefSeq and is a predicted model, not a curated record. Gene Ontology annotation, cellular component: nucleus; chromatin.